UCUCUGACUCUGACUGGAAAUAAACUGUCGUUCUGCUUCACUCACGCAUCACAUGAAACAUCUUACGCUCAUCAGACACACUUCCCUUCAUCUGUCCUGAUAGGAUUCAUAAUCAUAACCAUGUCUUCAAACUCAACCCUCACAAUCAUGAGACGGACUGUUGAGCAGCUCAAACUUGAAGCCAGCGUGGAGAGAAUCAAAGUUUCUCAGGCGGCCGCAGAUCUUCAGCAGUUUUGCCUCCAGAACGCCAGUAAAGAUUCGCUACUGGUGGGAGUACCGGCGGCCAGUAACCCGUUCAGAGAGCCUCGUUCAUGCACACUUCUGUAGACUCCAGGAGGGAGGAGGCUGACGCUGAUUUUUUAUAUUAUAGAAGUGAAACAUUACAAAUGUUGUGCAAGUCUGAGAAUGUUAAUGCCUACAAGUUUCUUUUGUAUUUUAUAUUGUGCCAAUUAUAAGAAACUGAAGCAUUUAAACUGUAUGAAUGGAUUUAUCUUUUUAAUUUUCAUUAAUGUAGCAUAAUCAUA
Molecule: messenger RNA, 524 nt
Organism: Pimephales promelas (fathead minnow)
Lineage: Eukaryota; Metazoa; Chordata; Actinopteri; Cypriniformes; Leuciscidae
Gene: gng10
Product: guanine nucleotide binding protein (G protein), gamma 10
Biological process (GO): G protein-coupled receptor signaling pathway
Cellular component (GO): heterotrimeric G-protein complex
Molecular function (GO): G-protein beta-subunit binding
Source: RefSeq, a predicted model, not a curated record